Molecule: messenger RNA, 1313 nt
Organism: Eremomyces bilateralis CBS 781.70
Lineage: Eukaryota; Fungi; Ascomycota; Dothideomycetes; Eremomycetales; Eremomycetaceae
Exons: 3
Coding region: 244-1221 (325 amino acids)
Biological process (GO): mitotic cell cycle; protein localization to kinetochore; kinetochore assembly
Cellular component (GO): nucleus; chromosome, centromeric region
Source: RefSeq, a predicted model, not a curated record
CACUAUCAAACCAGACCGAUGAAACAUCCACGAAACUCGACAACACCAAAAUGUAAACAACCUGGAAGGGCGGAAUAAACUGGACUGUAUGACGAACCAACGGAAUGAAACGAAUGAAUUAGUUGGAUGUUGAACUUCGCGCUUCUCGAUCCGAUUGAAAGAAUCCCACCCACAUCUUCCCUCUCAUCCAUCAAUAAGCUAGCACAACAACACCAGUAACAUUGGGUGUCGCCAAAUACAACCAUGUCGGGGACAAAGCAGAUGGAGGUUGCUAUGCUUACGGAGCACCUUCGGUACACUCCAAUUACUCUCCUUGACGAUAUCAUCAACACCGUGAAUGAACUGGUCAACAGAGCCAUCGAUGCUGCUGAAGAAGGCCUUCUAGCAGCCCUACCGACCGACCUAGGCUUUUCAGAUAGCCCCGAAAUCGUGGCGAAAGGCAGCGAUAGCCCAAUUCAAUCCCAGGCUGAGAUAGAGGACGGUUCUCAUAAGCUCGAGACUCUGGUCCAGGCCAACGUCGACAAGAACUUCGAUAAACUGGAGCUUUUUGUUCUUCAGAAUAUCUUAACCGUCCCAAAAGACUUGGUACCGUGGAUACAACUUCCACACUAUGAAGAUAUCGAAAUUGUCGAAGAUUCCAGCAGGUCGGCCGAGUCCACCUUAGCACUCAUGCGCAAACUCCGAGAAACGAAAAAGUUGCAUUCCCUGCUAUCUACUGAGCUCACUCGGAAUGCUGCAUUGACCUCGAACCUUCAAGCCUUCCUCUCUUCUUCCGAUGACUCUCAUUUCCAAUUGGGAAACCUUACGAAUUCGCAAGCAGCUUCUGCCCUUGGUGUUUCCUUGACUCCCAAUCCCCUAGCACCCCAAGGAACGGAAUCUAGGAAUCAUAUAAAAUCGGGCCCCUUAUCAACCCACUCAUCGUUUGCUGUCGCUCAACUCCCACAUCUCCGGACUCUGCUUGCCGGCUUGAAGCCAAACCUAUCGGCAAUUAACGAGCUUCCAAAAUCUCAGAUCGAACAGUCCGCAGAUGUCCAACCGGGCGAUGCCCAAGUCCGUCGAAAUUAUAUUGAGGGUCGCGGUCGGCGGAUUCUGGAGUCCGUCGGUGUACCCGACCUAAUCGGAGGAAGUGGGCAAGCUUUGGGGCCGACAAUAGACCCUGAGGAGGUUGAAGCCCUUGAAGGAUGGAUAGGAGAGAAUGCAAAGGAGAAGCGCAACACUUGACGCAUGAGUUGUUCGGUCGGCGGUCUCAAUCAUGUGGGAAAUAUCCACGAAUUUCCUGCAUUUCGAGACUGCCAACCAAAGCAAAGGCAGCA